UGAUAUAUUAUACAAAUUAUAAGAAGUUAAUAAGAAUAACUCACAAACACUCGUGACUUUUUUUUGUAUCCAUAAUUUGAUUUACUUUGACUGUCUGUAAAUCUAUAUUUAAAUUAUCUAUUUAUAUAUAUCGUUUUUACAUCACUCUACACAUCUAUCUCAAUAUUCUCGUUAUCUACAAUUUUAAGAAUCACUUCCAUUCGCAAUCUAUUUCUGACAUCGGUAAAGUUUUACGCAAUUUAAAAAAAAAAACUAACUACUUAGAUUUAAAAAAAAGGUGCAACGUCUUACAAUGAAGAACCACACGACUUUAUGUAUACUCCAACUGAUAAUUUCAUCUGUCUUUCUCGUAAAAAUAAGUUUUGGAGGAGUAACUCAAGCUUGCUUAGACGAAAUUAUUAAAGCAAAUAUCAUGCUUAAAGCUUUAACAGUAACGAAGACCGAUACAAAUUGGAACGGAAAACUCAAGGAACACGAGUUAAGACGAUAUGACUUCGAUUUCAAAAAUCUUAUACCAAAAGAAGACAAAAUUGAGGAGAUUACUAAUCGUUUGGUUAAAGAUUGUCAGGGAAAAAGAAUAUUUGCUAGGACUCUUAUCCCAACUGAAAAUGAACCCGCAUUGGAUAGAUUAAACAGAGAAUCGAAAAUUCAAAAAGUUGCGGGUUUCAACAAUAACCUAUUUAAAAGACUCGAUACAGAUAUACGGAAUUUGAAUAUGAAGGAUCGUAGAAAACUAUACUCCGAGGAAAUUAAUAAUAAAAAAAAAAGGCAAAGGCCGGCAGAUAAAAUCGAGUACGAUAGUGCCGUGGCAGAACGCAAAGAAGUAUUAUAUGAUUACAUAAAUAAAGAAAUGGGAAAUAGAAAAAAUAUACAAAUGUGUAAACCGGAUUCAACGAAAUGCAUAUUGCUGGGUUUACGAAAAACUUUAGACGCACUACCAGAUUGGUUCAAUUAUACAGCUAAAUGUGAUGGGGACAUUUGUCGGAUUAGUAUGAAACAACAUUGUGAGAAGACAAUCACGAUUUCUUCUGACUACAUCGAUGAAAAUAAUAGUGAUGGCGAAUAUGAGCCAAUCGAAUUGACUACAGGCGAGGCCAGCACAUCAGAGAUAACAGAAGGUAAUUAUGUAAUACAAUGGAUACAUUACAGAUGAUUUGUCUGAAUUAAUCACAUUUUUGCACCCCUUUUGUACGGAAGAGUAGGAUAUUUGUUUCUUGCAUUGUAACACUAAAAGUUUAUUUAAUUUAAAUAUUUUAUGUAAAUCAAGAAUUUAUGUUUUAACAUUUAACAUGUUUAAAUAAUAAUAAGAAUUAAAUAGUUAAGAUCAUUUUUAGCUUCGAUGCAGAGCAGCAAAGGGGUUGUUUUUUUUUAUAAUAUUAAAAUAAAGCUGCAUUAUGAAAGAUUGUUUGUUCUUCG
This is a messenger RNA of Adelges cooleyi (spruce gall adelgid), 1416 nucleotides long. RefSeq lists its product as uncharacterized. The record is from RefSeq and is a predicted model, not a curated record. The transcript is spliced from 16 exons. Bases 293 to 1153 code for a protein of 286 amino acids. NCBI's taxonomy places the organism in Eukaryota, Metazoa, Arthropoda, Insecta, Hemiptera, Adelgidae.